AUGGUCAGGACCGGGAUCAGGGGUUCAGGUGUAAAAAGGUUUUCCACAGUCUUGAUUCCAGACGCUGUCGUCCGGUGUGAGAGACCACGGACCAUUGAGCCCAUCCCGGACCCCUCCCACCUCCUGCCACCCUUUUCACUAGGCCGUCUGGCGAGCCAGUGGCCGUUGGAGGACUCGCCGCAGCUGGAUUGGGCGGGGGCUGUUGUGGGUGAGCUCCCGGUAGGGGCCACCCUCCUCCUCAAGUCUCCUGGGGUUCUAGCCGUCUCCCCUUUCGCCCAGGCGGUCUUCCGAAAGGCCGGCCGCCGGGACCGUUGGCUGAGGCGGGACGGGGAGGACCUGGAGCUCGUCCUGGCCCGUGUCUGGGGACCUGCCCGGGCCCUGCUGCAAGCCGAAAGGGCUGCCCUCAACGUUAUGGCCCGGGCUAGUUGGGUGGCCACGUCCUGCCGUUCCGCCCAAGAGCUGGACCGCUCCCUGGGCUGGAGCGGGCGGCUGGCGAGCACCCGCAAGACCACCCCUGGCUUCCGGCUGGUGGAGAAGCACGCCAUGGCGGUGGGCGGAGUGGAGACCCAUCGAUACGGUCUCGGCGACCUUCUCGUGCUCAGGGACAAUCACCUGGUGGUGGUCGGCGAUAUCGCUAAGGAAACCGGUGCUAGAGGUGUUAUUGGCGUUGUAGCUGGAAUCUGGGUCUUUGGUUUUGGAGUAAGCGGUGUCAGAACGCUGCUGAUUCCCUGCUAA
Molecule: messenger RNA, 735 nt
Organism: Pristis pectinata (smalltooth sawfish)
Lineage: Eukaryota; Metazoa; Chordata; Chondrichthyes; Rhinopristiformes; Pristidae
Product: nicotinate-nucleotide pyrophosphorylase [carboxylating]-like
Exons: 2
Coding region: 1-735 (244 amino acids)
Biological process (GO): NAD+ biosynthetic process; quinolinate catabolic process
Cellular component (GO): cytoplasm
Molecular function (GO): nicotinate-nucleotide diphosphorylase (carboxylating) activity
Source: RefSeq, a predicted model, not a curated record